UAACCUAAGCCAACCGACCAAUUAUAAAUUUCAUAGAGAUGAACGGCGGAGGAAAGGUGGUUUGCGUCACCGGAGCUUCCGGAUACAUAGCGUCUUGGAUUGUGAAGCUUUUGCUCCUCCGUGGCUACACCGUCAAGGCCACUGUUCGAGACCCAAAGGAUACAAAGAAAACAAAGCAUCUUCUUACACUUGAAGGUGCAGAUGAAAGACUAAAAUUGUUCAAAGCAGAUCUUUUGGAAGAAGGUUCGUUCCAACAAGCUAUAGAGGGAUGCGAUGGUGUCUUCCAUAUCGCCUCUCCAGCUGAGCUGAUUGAUCCAGCCGUUAAAGGUACAAUGAACGUUUUGAAAACAUGCGCGAAAGCUUCCUCGGUAAAGAGGGUCGUUGUAACAUCUUCCACAGCAGCUGUUCUUGGUUGUAAGCCACCCUUAGGGCCAAACGACGUGGUGGACGAAACGUUCUUCUCCGAUCCAAAUUUUUGCUUGGAAAUGCAGCAAUGGUAUGCAUGUUCGAAGACUUUGGCUGAGGAUGCAGCGUGGCGCUUUUCCAAAGAAAAUGGGAUCGAUUUGAUCGUAAUGAAUCCAGGAAACGUAGUCGGACCACUUUUGCAGCCAACUCUUAAUUUCUCUAUAGAAGUGAUUGUGGAUCUUUUAAACGGUAAAAAUCCUCCCAAUAGUUUUUACUACAGGUUUGUGGACGUGAGAGAUGUUUCACUUGCUCAUAUCAAAGCGCUUGAGAUACUGAGACAGAGAGGAGAUAUGAACGGCGGAGGAAAGGUUGUCUGCGUUACCGGAGCUUCCGGAUACAUAGCGUCUUGGAUUGUCAAGCUUUUGCUCCUCCGUGGCUACACUGUCAAUGCCACUGUUAGAGACCCAACGGACAGGAAGAAAACAGAACAUCUUCUUGCACUAGAGGGUGCAAAAGAAAGACUCAAAUUGUUCAAAGCAGAUCUUUUGGAAGAAUCCUCUUUCGAACAAGCUAUCCAAGGCUGUGACGCUGUCUUCCAUACCGCUUCUCCAGUUCUAUUCACCGUCACAGAUCCUCAGACUGAGCUGAUUGAUCCAGCCUUAAAGGGUACUAUUAACGUCCUCAAUACAUGCAAACAAGUUUCCUCUGUCAAGAGAGUCAUUCUGACAUCUUCCACGGCUGCGGUUCUCUCUCGUCAGCCUCCUAUUGGGCCAAACGACGUGGUGGACGAGUCUUUCUUCUCCGAUCCAAGUCUAUGCAGGGAGACAAAGAAUUGGUAUUCACUCUCCAAGAUUUUGGCAGAGAAUGCAGCUUGGCAAUUUGCCAAAGACAACGGAAUCGACAUGGUUGUGUUGAAUCCAGGAUUUAUUUGCGGACCACUCUUGCAACCAACUCUUAAUUUUUCGGUAGAGCUAAUUGUGGAUUUCAUCAAUGGUAAGAACCUUUUCAAUAAUAGAUACUACAGGUUCGUGGACGUAAGAGAUGUCGCCUUAGCUCAUAUCAAAGCGUUGGAGACUCCUUCAGCCAAUGGCAGAUACCUCAUCGAUGGUCCAAGUAUGAGUGUAAACGACAUUUUAGAGAUUCUGCGGGAGCUAUUUCCAGAUUUAUGUAUUGCUGAUACGAAUGGAGAAAGUGAGAUGAAUGAAAUGAUACGCAAAGUGUGUGUGGAGAAAGUGAAGAAUUUGGGAGUGGAGUUCACUCCUUUGAAAACAAGCCUUAGAGACACUAUUCUUAGCCUCAAGGAGAAAUAUAAAAGUGAAGAGAUGGCCGAUGGAGGAAAGGUGGUCUGCGUCACCGGAGCUUCCGGAUACAUAGCAUCUUGGAUUGUUAAGCUUUUGCUCCUCCGUGGCUACACCGUCAAUGCCACCGUUCGAGACCCAAACGAUCGAAAGAAAACAGAUCACCUUCUUGCACUGGACGGCGCAAAAGAAAGACUCAAAUUAUUCAAAGCAGAUCUUUUAGAAGAAGGUUCUUUCCAACAUGCAAUUGAUGGAUGUGAUACUGUCUUCCACACUGCUUCACCGGUUGCAAUCACUGUCAAAACUGAUCCUAAGGUUGAGCUGAUUGAUCCAGCCGUCAAGGGUACUAUUAACGUCCUGAGAACUUGCACUAAGGUGUCUUCUGUCAAGAGAGUCAUCUUAACAUCGUCCAUGGCAGCAGUUCUUGCUCCUGAGACCAAGUUGGGACCAAACGAUGUAGUAGACGAAACCUUCUUCACUGAUCCAAGUUUUGCUGAGGGGAAAAAGCAAUGGUAUAUACUUUCCAAGACUUUGGCCGAAGAUGCAGCAUGGCAAUUCGCCAAGGCCAAUCAGAUCGACUUGAUCGUACUAAAUCCAGGACUUGUGAUUGGACCAAUCUUGCAUCCAACUCUUAACUUCUCAGUAGCUGUGAUUGUGGAACUUAUGAAAGGUAAGAAUCCUUUUAAUACAAGACAUCAUAGGUUCGUGGACGUGAGAGAUGUUGCUCUAGCUCAUGUCAAGGCACUCGAGACUCCUUCAGCCAAUGGCAGAUAUAUCAUUGAUGGUCCGGUUGUGACAAUAAAAGACAUUGAAAAAGUUUUGCGCGAAUUCUUUCCUGAUUUGUGCAUUGCUGAUAGGAAUGAAGACAUUCCUGAGAUGAAUUCAGUGACUUACAAAGUGUGUCUGGAGAAAGUGAAAAGUUUGGGAAUAACUGAGCUCACUCCUACAGAAACAAGCCUUAGAGACACUGUUCUUAGUCUCAAGGAGAAAUGUCUUGUGUGAUCUUCUUUAUUGUUUUGGGUACUUGUUAUUCCAUGCAAUCUAUGCAUUUCAAAAAUUAUAAUUAAGUCUUACUAGUUAUGUUAAAACCAAUAUAAAUCUUAUAUUUAU
Molecule: messenger RNA, 2813 nt
Organism: Arabidopsis arenosa
Lineage: Eukaryota; Viridiplantae; Streptophyta; Magnoliopsida; Brassicales; Brassicaceae
Source: the annotation of a GenBank genome assembly